Hordeum vulgare subsp. vulgare (domesticated barley) is the source of this 1247-nucleotide messenger RNA. RefSeq names its product 60S ribosomal protein L22-like. The transcript has a single exon. NCBI's taxonomy places the organism in Eukaryota, Viridiplantae, Streptophyta, Magnoliopsida, Poales, Poaceae. Bases 232 to 987 code for a protein of 251 amino acids. The record is from RefSeq and is a predicted model, not a curated record.
CAAUCCCCCCCCUCUCUGCUCGGGCGCUCAACUUUCUUGGCGCCACGCGCGCCUCUCUUCCACCUAUAAACGCCCUCACCGCCCCCCCUCUCUCUCAUCCAUCCCCAUCACCGCCGCCGCAAUCCUCCCUCAUUCACCUUCACCCAGAUCCACAGAGCGAGAGCGAGCGAGGGAGAUCGCCGGAGCAACAGGCCGACGAAGAAGACUUCAGCCGGCCGGAUCUCAGUCACCAUGGUGGUCGCGCUCGGUCCCGGCAGGUUCUACGGCGGCGGCCUCCCGCGCCCGCGCGUCUUCCCCGGCGACCGUGUCGACCCGCCGGCCCCCGUCACCGACGCGCUCCUCUGCUGGGCGCGCGACGCGCACUGGUCCAUGGGCGGCCUCGGCGCCAAGCGCCUCCGCCUGCAGGGUCGCAUCGAGGGCAACCUCGUCAAGCUCCGCCGCACCGCGCGCCGCGACGCCAGGGGCUCCGGUAAGUCCGCCAAGUCCUCCAAGGUCCGAGCCGCGGGCCACGGGCCUGCCCCGGCCACCCUCGACGACGCGCUAGGCUCCGACGACGACGAUUCGGAGGACGAGGCGGAGGUCGCGGCCCAGGAGAAGGCGCUGCGGCGCGAUGUCGUGGAUGACGACGAGGAGUCAGAGUCCGGCGAGUCCGAGGGAGAGGAGGUGCCGCUCGUCACCAUCGCCGCCGCCGCCAAGAGGAAGCGCGCCAGGAAGCUUUCCGACGAGUUCGACCGCAUCGCCGCCGCGCAGCAGGAGGACGGCAGGAAGAAGAAGCCCUCUGCCGUGGCUCCGGCCAAGGCGCCGCUGAGGAAGAAGGCUGCUUCUGCUGUGGCGGCCCCUGCUCCUGCCCCUGAGGCACCGGCGAAGAAGUCGCUGAAGAGGAAGGCGGUGGCGCCGGCGGCUGGGUCAGCGGAGAGGACCUCACCGAAGAGGAAGGCCGCUGAGGCACCGGCGGCAAGGAGGACCUCGCCGAGGUCGAAGCACUGAUGGAUAGGUGCUCCUCUCCGUCUGCAAUCCCUGUUCUUUGUUUGUCGGAUCGGUGGCUCUAGCGGUGGUGGUGUGAUCUCGGAGACGCAAUAUGCUGUGUGCUCGUCGAAAUGCUUGAAUGGAAUCUGGUGUCAUGCUUGUUUCUAUGAGUAUCAGAGUAUGAAUCAAACCCCUUAAACAUGUCUUAUCCAAUCUGAGUUAUCUUGAAAUAGUAGUUGCUGUUCAGGUAUCUGAAAAUCUUCCUAAGAACAAUUUCUGUA